Eupeodes corollae is the source of this 2736-nucleotide messenger RNA. RefSeq names its product elongation factor 1-alpha 2 (gene eEF1alpha2). The record is from RefSeq and is a predicted model, not a curated record. Gene Ontology annotation, molecular function: GTP binding; GTPase activity; translation elongation factor activity. The transcript has 4 exons. Gene Ontology annotation, biological process: translation; translational elongation. The coding region runs from base 323 to 1711 and encodes 462 amino acids. Lineage: Eukaryota; Metazoa; Arthropoda; Insecta; Diptera; Syrphidae.
CCAUCGUUGUCUGCUUAGAUUGAUUUUUGUCAUAAAAAUAAUUCAGUUUUCUCUUGCCGACUUCGCAGUAAUAUGAUAAUUUUGUGACCACAUUAUCUAUUUUAAGUUCAACACCAAGUGCAAUUUAAAAAUUUAUAUCACCAGAUAUUCUUUGAGAGUGCCUUUAAGGACGAUUCCAAUUAAACAAACCAGUAGCAGCUAAACAAAACGAAAAACAUUGCUCUGCAUAAAAUUUUCUAAUUAAAUUUAAAACAAAUCAAAACUCUUUUAGUUAAUUUUUAAUUUAAUUUUUGUGAAUAUUGCUCAGUAUCAAUAAGAAGUCAUGGGCAAAGAGAAGGUUCAUAUCAAUAUUGUGGUUAUUGGCCACGUAGAUUCUGGUAAAUCAACAACUACUGGCCAUUUAAUCUACAAAUGCGGUGGCAUUGAUAAGAGAACCAUUGAAAAAUUCGAAAAGGAAGCCCAAGAAAUGGGCAAGGGCUCCUUCAAGUAUGCCUGGGUCUUGGACAAACUAAAGGCCGAACGUGAACGUGGUAUUACCAUUGAUAUUGCCCUAUGGAAAUUUGAAACAGCUAAGUACUAUGUUACAAUUAUUGAUGCACCUGGACAUCGUGAUUUCAUUAAGAACAUGAUUACUGGUACUUCGCAAGCUGAUUGUGCUGUGCUAAUUGUCGCCGCUGGUACUGGUGAGUUUGAGGCUGGUAUCUCAAAGAAUGGGCAGACCAGAGAGCAUGCUCUUCUGGCAUUUACUUUGGGUGUAAAGCAAUUGAUUGUUGGUGUUAAUAAGAUGGACUCUACUGAGCCUGGAUAUAGUGAGUCACGUUACGAGGAAAUCAAGAAAGAAGUUUCAUCGUACAUUAAGAAAAUCGGCUAUAAUCCUGCAUCGGUUGCAUUUGUACCAAUUUCUGGCUGGCAUGGUGAUAAUAUGUUAGAACCAUCGGAAAAGAUGCCCUGGUUCAAAGGAUGGACUGUCGAACGUAAAGAGGGUAAAGUUGAAGGAAAGUGCUUAAUCGAUGCUUUGGAUGCCAUUUUACCACCACAGCGACCAACCGACAAGCCAUUACGUUUGCCUCUUCAGGAUGUUUACAAAAUCGGUGGUAUUGGAACUGUACCAGUAGGUCGUGUUGAAACUGGACUUCUUAAACCAGGAAUGGUUGUUAAUUUUGCUCCAGUCAAUCUUGUUACUGAAGUCAAGUCAGUUGAAAUGCAUCACGAGGCUUUGUCCGAAGCUUUGCCCGGUGAUAAUGUGGGUUUCAAUGUUAAGAACGUUUCCGUAAAGGAAUUGCGUCGUGGAUAUGUGGCUGGUGAUUCUAAGAACUGUCCACCUAGGGGAGCAGCUGACUUUACUGCUCAGGUAAUUGUUCUUAAUCAUCCAGGACAGAUAGCAAACGGCUAUACACCAGUUCUUGAUUGUCACACUGCUCAUAUUGCUUGCAAAUUUUCCGAAAUAAAGGAGAAAUGUGACCGUCGUACUGGCAAGACCACUGAAACUGAUCCGAAAUCGAUUAAGUCUGGUGAUGCGGCAAUUAUUAUUUUGGUUCCAACCAAACCAUUAUGCGUUGAAAGUUUCCAAGAAUUUCCGCCGUUGGGACGUUUUGCUGUACGUGACAUGCGACAAACUGUCGCUGUUGGUGUCAUCAAAUCAGUCAAUUUCAAAGAAACCACUUCGGGCAAAGUAACAAAAGCCGCCGAGAAGGCACAAAAGAAGAAAUAACUAGAGUGCCACCAGAAUAACGACAACAUUGAACUUAUUAAUUAUAUUAAUAAUAAUAAUACAAAUAUUCUUCAUAUUGAUAAUAAUAAUACAAAAAUAUAUGAUUUCCAAUAUCACCGACAGCUGCAAUUCAUUGUCGGUAUCAUAAUCGACAAUGCAGCAGUGAUGCACUCCAUCCCAAGAACCCUUUAUUCUGCAUCUGCAUUAUCAUCACCAUUGACACCAAAACCAAGACGUUUUUUGGAGUUCCCAUCAUUGGAUAAUUCGCUGAAGUUGGGAAGAAACGCAGAAAUUAUUGGAAUAUCUAGCAGACGCGGCAGUAGAAGCAAAACAACGUCGAACACAGAUUCAGCAAUUAUAAUUCAUACAAUUAUACUCUUAGACAUAAUAAUGUGCUUGAAUUUUAUUAUAUACUAUAUAUAUCUAUAUCUGUACCGCCAUCGCAAGUCAUUUCGUAGGAAACCAAUCGUAGAAAUCAUAAAUACUCGUAAUCAUUAUCUAAACUACUAUCCAUCCCAAAAUCAUGACACAAAUCAAAUGGCAGUUGCUAUUUAAAUAUUAAAAUCAUUCAUUUGUGUUUUAUACUUUUCAUCAUUGUUACUCUUCUCAUCAUCAUCAUUGAUCAUGACCAUCACCAUCAACAUCAAAUAUCAUUAAUAAAUUGUUUUGUUUUAUAUUACUCAUUUUAUUAUAUUGUUAUCAUCGUAAUGUGUCGUCCUCAAUCAUUUCGCGCAUCAUUAAAUUAUUAUAUACGGUCCCAAAAGCAAUUGAGUGCAAUUUGUACGUUUUGUUAACUUUUAAGUACUAAUUAUUAUCGAACUUUGUUUUUAUUAAAAAAAGAAAAAGAAAAAAUAAGAAGAAAACUGAAAAUUAUUAAGCAAAUAAUAAUCAAGUGUUUUACAUAAAGUUCCCUGCAAGGAAGCAAAAUAUAUGUAAAAGCUAUUCUCAUAUAAAAUAUGUAUCUAUCUUUAGAUUGUAAACAAGAAUUUAAUUCUUCACUCAUCAGUAAAAAACAAAAAACAAAA